Messenger RNA from Aspergillus pseudonomiae, 1731 nucleotides. RefSeq names its product G-protein alpha subunit-domain-containing protein. The record is from RefSeq and is a predicted model, not a curated record. Lineage: Eukaryota; Fungi; Ascomycota; Eurotiomycetes; Eurotiales; Aspergillaceae. Gene Ontology annotation, molecular function: GTPase activity; G-protein beta/gamma-subunit complex binding; G protein-coupled receptor binding. Bases 1 to 1731 code for a protein of 576 amino acids. Gene Ontology annotation, biological process: adenylate cyclase-activating G protein-coupled receptor signaling pathway. The transcript has 3 exons. Gene Ontology annotation, cellular component: heterotrimeric G-protein complex.
AUGGCGGACCCUGUGUCGAUCAUUGGAACAGCCGGUGCGCUGGCGAACAUUAUUCAGAUCGUGAGCCAGACGAUAGUUGCCAUUCGCGACUUACAAAGUGAUUGGAACGAUGCAGACCUUACCUUCCUGAGUCUAACAAGUCAAUUAUCCGCCUUGCGUCUUGCGUUGACAAAGAUAGAGGAAUGGAUGGGUACUGAUACCGGGGAUGCGCAUCAUCAGCUAGUGAUGGAUUUGGACGAUUCCAUCAAUUGCUGUAAAGUCCUACUCAAGAAACUGAAAGGUCUGGUGGACAGUCUACAGCAGAAGCAAAACGAGGCUCUGAGCUUCCGAAACAAAAUAAAACUGGUAUUUGGCAGGAAGAGCACUGAUCAUAUCCAGAAGCUGCUGGAGCACCAAACGAACGCUCUAAACUUGCUUCUGACUGCGUGCAACUGCCAAACUGGGGCUGAGCAAAAGGCCUUGCUUGUCCGGUCAAGUAGCCGAAAGGUCCUUCGCCAAAUGAAUCUUGAUUCGGCUUCGUUAAUAGUUCACCGUGACACAGAUUCAAUCGCGACAGAGAUAACUGAUCAUUUAUCAAAGUUGUCCUUUAGUUUCUUUUUUGACCGUGAGGUUUUUACCUCCAACGUAUACGAACGUUUCUUCCGUGGGCUCACAAGGAGGGUUCUGAGAUAUCCACAAAACAACGACGCCCCAGCGGUGGAGCGGCCGCGCGAAACUAGCCGUGACGAUGAAUGGCAGCUAUCCCGGCAGGCAUUCUUACUAUUCGGUGGUGACUACAGUGACACGGACACUAUUCUUCAAGAGAUACUCGGCUCAGGGAGCAACCAAACCAUCAACGUUAGCCUCGAACUUCAACGAACUGCGGUAUACAGGUUCGUGAUCCAGAGCGCACAAUCUAUUAUUGCUUCCCUGAAACAUGUUGGUAUCAAAUUGCAUUGUGAUAGUAGCGCGGUAGAUUGCGACCUUUUACUAGACUAUAUCGAUGAUCUAGGUCCGACCAACCGUCUAGAUGUGAGCGUAGGAGAGGCAAUACGCUCCUUAACACAUGACCCAUGCAUGGAGAGAAUCCGCCAGUCUCCUCGAGAGUUCGGUAUCUCAGACUCCGCACUAUCUCUGUUCGACGAUAUAGACCGCAUUGCGUCUCCAGAUUACAACCCUACAAGCCGAGACGUUCAAGUCGUGCGAGACAUGACAUCAGUAGUAAUUGAAUUACAUGUCACGUACAAAAGACGCCGCGACGCAUGGAAAGAGGGAAAGCCAGAGGCUAUACUACUGGACGUACAUCUUCUAGAUGUGACGCUACGCUUUGGAUCAAAUGGCGCUUACAAUUUUAAUGACAUAACAACCAUUUUUUUGCUCGUCAAUCCUGCCGGCUACCACGAAGUCUUUCAAAACGAGUCUCUAGAGACUUCAUUGGUCCCUUGCAAAUCCAAAUUUGAAGCAAUGCUACGAUCUUCCUGGUUCCCACAGGACAAGAGAAUUGCCGUGCUUUUCAGCGAACCUGCAGAGUCCACAUCCAACCUCGCCGCUUGUCCCUUCACAGAGUCUAUCUCAGGAUUCACAGGAAAUAAUGAGCCAGAUGCUAUUACUCAAUUUCUGUCACGUCACUUUCAAAAGCUGCGCCCUAAACAAUUUCUCCUGGGGGUCGGAAUGGGAGAAUUGAGAGGCUUUCCUGGAGAGUCGGUUAUAGAGAAGCUACUUCUUGUGUCUGAAGUUUUGUUAAGUAUCUAG